UGAUUUAAUGUCAGUCAGUAAAACUGAGGAGAAAAGUAACCUGAAUUUUGAAUUUGUAGGAUUUAUUAAUUAUUUGAACAAAAUGUACGGAAAUGGGACGAGAUUUUAAUUUAUUUGAAUAUUUUAGGCCUUUGUUUUGUAAAGAUAUAUCGUAAAAUAUGCUAAGAGCAGUUUCUUCAAUUUACGUAGAGAGCCAAGCGCUGGAGCUAUUCACCACGGCACGGAGGGAUGUUUUUAAGUUAUUUCGUACAUGCUCUUUUUCCACAUCCACACAACCACUACAGACUGUGCUGACAUCGGGGGAUGUCAGCCCAUCGCAAGCGAGCGGGGGAGCGGCGCCGGGCCGUGAACGGGGCCGCCCCCCGCCCGCGCCGCCGCGCCCCCCGCCGCCCCCGCCCCCGCCGCGCCGCACAUGGACCGCCGCAGCCGCUGCAAUAGCGCUUACCGCUUCUGUCGGGGGGGUGUACUUCUAUCGUAAAUUUAGUGAUGAAAAAACCAAAGCCAUUAAAGUAGAGCCAAGUUCAGCAGAGAAGCAGUUGGAAGACGAGUCUGCGUCGUGGCGCAGCCCCCGCUCGGGCUCCGAGUUCCCGUCGCACGUGCAGUUCCUGCUGCUGGGCGCCGGCACCGCCUCCUUCGCAGCCAUGCGCGCCAUACGCAGCCUCAGGCCGGACUCCGAGGUGCUGCUGGUGGGCGACGAGCCCGCCUUCCCGUACAUGCGGCCGCCGCUCAGCAAGGAGCUGUGGCGGGAGCCCGCGCUGGCGGCCGCGGACGCGGCGGCGCUCGCCUUCCGCCAGUGGAACGGCCGGCGCCGCUCCGUGCUGUACGAGCCGCCCGCCUUCUACCUGCCCGUGGAGCGGCUGGCCGGCUCCGGCGGCGGCGCCAGCGUGGCCAGGGGGUGGACGGUGAAGAAAAUAGACGUGCGCGCGCACUCUGCGGAGCUGCAGGCGGUGGGUGAGGGGGAGCGCGUGACCGUGACGUACGACAAGGCGCUGGUGGCGACGGGCGCGCGGCCGCGGCGCGUGGCGGGGCUGCGCGCGGCGGCGGCGGCGGGCCGCUCGCUGGCGCUGCGCGACGUGCGCGACGCGCAGCGCGUGGCGGCCGCGCUGGACGCGCCCGGCCUGGCGCGCGUGGCCGUCGUGGGCGGCGGCUUCCUGGCCACCGAGCUCAGCGCCGCGCUCGCUGACAGGCUGCAGGGCACGGGUAAGACGGUGAUCCAGCUGUACCGCGAGGAGGAGCCGCUGGAGAGGGUGCUGCCGCGCUACCUGGCCCGCGACGCGGCGCGCCGGCUGCGGCGGGCUGGCGUGCAGCUGAUGGGCGGCGUGCGGGUGGAGGGGGGCGAGCCGCAGGGGGGCGGCGUGCUGCUGCGGCUGCACGACGGCAGCCAGCUGCACGUCGACCUCGUCGUCGAGUGCGUGGGCUGCGAGGUGGACGAGUCGCUGGCGCAGGCGUCGCGCCUGGAGACGCACGCGGCGCUGGGCGGGCUGCUGGUGAACGCCGAGCUGCAGGCGCGCGCGGACGUGUUCGCGGCCGGCGACGCCGCCUGCUUCUACGACGAGCUGCUGGGCCGGCGCCGCGUGGAGCACCACGACCACGCCGUGGUGUCGGGCCGCCUGGCCGGCGAGAACAUGGCGGCCGUGGCGCCCGCCAAGCACUACACGCACCAGAGCAUGUUCUGGAGCGACCUCGGCCCGCACCUCGGAUAUGAGGCUAUAGGUAUAAUCGACUCGCAACUACCCACGGUAGGAGUGUUCUCCGCGGACGCGGUGGCGGGCGCGGACGAGAGCGCGGAGAGCGCGAGCAGCACGGGCGCGGUGAGCGCGGUGAGCGCAGUGAGCGCAGUGAGCGCAGUGAGCGCGGCGAGCGCGGAGAGCGCGGCGAGCGCAGACGCGGAGCGGCGCUACGGGCGCGGCGUGGUGUUCUACGUGCGCGCGGGCCGCGUGGUGGGCGUGCUGCUGUGGAACCUGUUCAACCGCAUGCACGUGGCGCGCCAGGUGCUCGCGCGCGGCCACUUCGACGACCUGUUCGAGGUGGCCAAGCUGUUCGACCUGCACGAGGACGACUAGCUGUAGAUAAUAAACAUUCGCACGUAC
Amyelois transitella is the source of this 2090-nucleotide messenger RNA. Its product is annotated as apoptosis-inducing factor 1, mitochondrial. The transcript has 10 exons. The record is from RefSeq and is a predicted model, not a curated record. Gene Ontology annotation, cellular component: cytoplasm; mitochondrion. Lineage: Eukaryota; Metazoa; Arthropoda; Insecta; Lepidoptera; Pyralidae. Gene Ontology annotation, molecular function: FAD binding; protein dimerization activity; NAD(P)H oxidase H2O2-forming activity. The coding region runs from base 159 to 2063 and encodes 634 amino acids. Gene Ontology annotation, biological process: mitochondrial respiratory chain complex assembly; apoptotic process.